UUGAUUGUGCCGGCUUUUUAUACAAAAAGCGUUAAAAGUUCAAUGAAUUUUAAUUAAAGUAAUUUAGUUAGUGAGAAAAAUGAGUUAAUAUCUUCAAAUUUUAUAAGCUGAAAGUGAACCUUAAAGUGUUAGCCUCUAACAGUUUUGUUCAAGUUAAAUGACUGCUUUCGAAGAACUUGGUGUGCUGCCGGAACUGGGCCGGGUACUGGACGAGCUGGGAUGGAAGCUUCCCAGAGCUAUCCAGCAUGAAGCCAUCCCGCUAAUUUUGGGCGGCGGAGAUGUGCUGAUGGCAGCCGAGACCCGCAGUGGCAAAACGGGUGCGCUUUGUCUGUCCAUCGUCCAGCUGGUGUGGGAAGCACUCAAAGGUAUCCAGGAGGGGGACAUAAGAAUCGGACUCGGUGCCAGAUCGUGGACUUUAUCGAACACCGAUCGUGGUAAAGGGUUGGCGGUGUCUGCAGACGGAUUGACUUGUCAGGCGCGGGAGCUGAAGAAGUGGCAUGGAUGUCGGGUAACGACGGGCGUUUGGGGCGACGGCAAGUAUUAUUACGAGGCCACAGUUGUAGACGAAGGAUUGUGUCGGGUUGGCUGGAGUACGGAGAAAGCUAGCUUGGAACUGGGUACGGACGAAUUUGGGUAUGGUUACGGCGGAAUGGGACAAAAGUCCCAUCGAAAGCAGUUUCGAACCUACGGCGGAAAGUAUGGCCAAUCGGACGUGAUUGGAUGCCUGCUGGAUUUAGACAGCUCGCAGAUAAGCUUCACGAAAAAUGGCAAGAAUUUGGGCGUAGCGUUCGAGAUCAACGAAACGGACAAAGGACACACGAACUUCUAUCCAGCGGUUUUUGUGAAAAAUGCCGAAAUGGCGUUCAACUUUGGCGAAACGGAAUUCAAAUUUCCCGUUCCGGAAGGAUAUGUUCCGGUGUUCGAUGCACCUCCUGGUAAGGUGACCUUAAAUCCUAACACCGUAUGCGAAAGCACUUUUCAGUUACCAAAGCCCCCUAACAAUGCCCCACAGGCGGUGAUUGUGGCACCCACGCGGGAAUCGGCUGAACAAAUGUUCAACCAGAUCCAAAUGUUCCAGAAGUAUUUGAAGGAUCCGGAAGUUCGUGCUCUGCUUCUGAUCGGAGGAGUCGAUCUGGACGAACAACUGAAAGUAUUGCAGCGAGGAGUCGAUAUCGUCGUUGCCACCGUCGGUCGACUAGACGAUUUGAUUGCCAAUGGAACCAUAAUGCUGAGCAGUUGCAGAGUUUUCGUUCUAGACGAUGUGGACGCCUUGCUGCGAUGUGGUUAUAUGGAAGUCAUCGAGCGGAUGCACAAGAAAAUUCCAAAAAUUACCACCGAUAGCCAACGGCUUCAGAUGGUGAUCUGUAGUGGUACCCUGGACUCCGAGGAAGUUCGUAAGCUUCCGGAACGAUUGAUGCAUUUUCCCACCUGGGUCGAUUUGAAGGAAGCAGAUGUAGUCCCGGAAACGGUACAUCACGUGGUCUACAUGAUCGAUCCGUACAAAGAUCAAAGCUGGCACCACUGGUUGCCAACGACCAUCCAAACCGACAAAGUUCAUGCGCUGGACGACGUUGGACCCGGGACCAAUACUCCCGAAGCCCUGUCCGAGGCAGUCAAACGGCUUAAAGGCGAAUACGCGCUAAACGCCAUCAAGCUGUACGAAAUAGACCGGGCCAUAAUCUACUGCCGUACCAAGCUGGACUGUGAUAACAUGGAGCGGUUUCUGAGGCAAGCGCUUGGGACCAAGUAUUCGUUUGCCUGUCUGCAUCGGGAUCGGAAUUCGCGGGAGCGCAAGGUGAACGUGGCCAAGUUCAGGAAUGAGCAGCUCGAUUUCCUGAUCAGCACGGAUGUGGCGACGCGUGGAAUCGAUGUGUCAGGUCUCCCUUUCAUCAUCAACGUUACUCUACCGGACGAGAAAAGCAACUACGUGCACCGCAUCGGUCGCGUUGGUCGUGCCGAACGUAUGGGUUUGGCAAUCUCGCUGGUAUCGACCGUACCGGAGAAAGUCUGGUACCAUGGGCAGUGGUGUGCCUCGCGGGGCAAGAACUGCUGGAACACCAACCUCACCGACGUGAAGGGGUGCUGUAUGUGGUACGACGAGAAAAUGUACCUAGCGGAAAUCGAAGACCACCUGAACGUGACCAUCCAGCAAAUCGACAAAAACCUGAAGGUUCCGAUGAACGACUUCGACGGUAAGGUGGUUUACGGUGAGAAACGAUUGAACACCGGCACCGGGUACAAGGAUCACGUGGAACAGCUGACGCCGGUAGUGAAGGAGCUGGCCAAGCUGGAACGCGAAGCGCAAAAUCUUUUCCUCAAGCGGAUGAUGGUACAGUAAGGGUGAUUAAGGUAAGGUAAUCUUUCUAUGCUAUCUGCUAUUUCUGAUUUAUCAUAAUAUAUGACAAGUAACAUAAUCUAA
Aedes albopictus (Asian tiger mosquito) is the source of this 2419-nucleotide messenger RNA. RefSeq names its product ATP-dependent RNA helicase Ddx1 (gene Ddx1). The coding region runs from base 158 to 2338 and encodes 726 amino acids. Gene Ontology annotation, biological process: ribosomal large subunit assembly. The transcript is spliced from 3 exons. Gene Ontology annotation, molecular function: protein binding; RNA helicase activity; nucleic acid binding. NCBI's taxonomy places the organism in Eukaryota, Metazoa, Arthropoda, Insecta, Diptera, Culicidae. Gene Ontology annotation, cellular component: cytosol. The record is from RefSeq and is a predicted model, not a curated record.